Messenger RNA from Miscanthus lutarioriparius, 660 nucleotides. The record is from the annotation of a GenBank genome assembly. Lineage: Eukaryota; Viridiplantae; Streptophyta; Magnoliopsida; Poales; Poaceae.
AUGAAGAAGGCGUCUAGGUACCUGAAGCAGCUCUUCUCCGCCAUCGUCGCGGCGGUGAAGGCCAGGUCCACCGCCGUGGGCACCAAGGCCAGCUCCCUGCAGACGCGCCUCCUCGUGCUCGGCAUCAUGCGGAACAAGAAGCUCCUGCUCAGCGUCAUCCAGAGCAAGAUCCACGCCAUCAUGGGCGGCGGCGGCGGCAGUGGCCACCACCACCAGCAGGGCAGCAGCAGCUACGGCCUCAAUAAUGGCAAUGGCAAUGGCAAUGGCGAGGCCGAGCGCCUCUUCCUAGCCAGCAGCGGCGCCAGGAAGGCCGCGCUGCUGCAGAGCCUGCCGAGCUUCGCUGUGGAGCAGGAGGCGAGGGCGGUCGUCCUGCUCAGCAGCCUGCCGAGCUUCGCGCUGGAGCGGGAGCGGGACACCGCCGGCGCCAACGAGGACAAGGACGUGGUGGAAGCAGCAGCAGCAGGCGAGAAGCAUCUUGCUACCGUGAACGACGCCGCCGUCGCCGCUCCUGCAGGAUCGGCGCCGGAGGGGGAGUUCCGGCUGGAGGACGAGAUCGACCGCGUGGCGGACGUGUUCAUCAGGCGCUUCCACGAGCAGAUGAAGCUGCAGAAGCUCGAGUCCUUCAAGAGGUUCUGCGAGAUGCUGGAGAGGGGCGCCUGA